AUGCAGAAGUCACCAGUAGAAGAUGCGAACUUCUUCUCCAAAUUUUUCUUCUGGUGGGUAACACCACUGUUAAGGAAGGGCUUCAGAAAGAAGUUGGAUCUGUCAGAUGUGUACAAGGCUCCCUCCUUUGAUCUGGCAGACAACCUCUCUGAGAGACUUGAAAGAGAAUGGGACAGGGAGGUGGUGUCAGCCACAGCCAAGAGAAAGCCAAAGCUGCUGAGAGCACUGGCCCGCUGCUUCUUUUGGCCUUUCGCCUGCUUUGGUGUCCUCCUCUACCUUGGGGAGGCUUCCAAGACAGUGCAACCUCAGAUUUCAGGUCGCAUCAUUGCUUCCUUUGACCCGUUCCAUGCUCCAGAGAGAAGUCAGGGACUCUACCUGUCCCUGGGCCUUUGCCUCCUCUUCACUGCCCGCUUCCUUCUGUUGCAGCCUGCCAUCUUUGGCCUGCAUCACCUUGGCAUGCAGAUCCGCAUCGCACUUUUUAGCCUUAUUUACAAGAAGACCCUGAAGCUGUCCAGCAGAGUCUUGGAUAAGAUCAGCACUGGUCAGCUUGUUAGUUUGAUGUCUGCAAAUCUUAACAAGCUGGAUGAGAGUUUGGGUCUGGCACAUUUUAUAUGGAUCACCCCUCUGCAGUGUAUAUUGUGUGUGGGUCUGGUCUGGGAGCUGAUUGAGGUGAACGGCUUCUGUGGCCUUGCAGCACUGACUCUGAUGGGCAUCGUCCAGGCCUGGCUCUCCACCAAGAUGGCACCUCAUCGGGCGAACAGAGCGCCUAUGACUAGCCGCCGCCUAGCUCUCACCACAGAGAUUAUAGAGAACAUUCACUCUGUGAAGGCGUACGGCUGGGAGGAAGUGAUGGAAAAUAUCAUCAAGAACAUCAGGCAUGGACUGGAGUAUAACCUCACCACCUCAGAACUGGAGUUGGUCAAUGUGUCCGCAUCCUGGGAUGAGGUCUGUUUACGUCCAUUUGUUGAGCCUAAAAGAAAUUCCCUGCUCAUGAUGAUUCUGGGAGAACUGGUGCCAACAGAGGGUAAAAUUAGACACAGUGGUCGCAUUUCCUUCUCACCCCAGACUUCUUGGAUUAUGCCAGGGAUGAUUCGUGACAACAUCCUGUUUGGCCUGACCUAUGAUGAAUACCGCUACAAUUCUGUUAUUCAGGCCUGCCAGCUGGAAGAGGACUUCGCUUUGCUCCCCGAGAAAGACAAGACGUAUCUUAUCGAUGGAGGGGGGACCCUCAGUGGUGGUCAACGAGCUCGUCUCUGCCUUGCCAGGGCUGUGUAUAAAGAUGCAGACCUCUACCUCCUGGAUGCGCCUUUCACCCACCUGGACAUCGCUACAGAAAAAGAGAUCUUUGAAAACUGCAUCUGUAAACUUAUGGCCUCCAAGACUCGUGUCGUAGUAACCAGCAAGUUGGAGCAUCUCAAGCGUGCAGACAAAAUCCUUCUGCUGCACAAUGGAGAUUGUUACUUCUAUGGCACCUUCUCAGAGCUGCAGGCCAAGCGUCCAGACUUCAGCUCCCUGCUUCUUGGUCUUGAGGCUUAUGACAACGUCAAUGCUGAGCGGCGUGGAUCCAUUCUCACAGAAACUCUUCGCAGGGUUUCAGUUGAUGAAACCGCUGGUUUCCGUGGCCCAGAGCAAAUUCGUCAGUCCUUCCGUCAUGCACCAGCUCAAAGCCAUCCUCUAGGUGAUGGCUACCCUGAAAAACGCAAGCAGUCACUCAUCCUUAAUCCUCUGGCAGCUGCCCGCAAGUUCUCCUUCAUUGGGAAUUCUCAACAAACCGGAAACACAACAGUGGAAGACAGGUCUGAUGAACUCCCAGAGAGAAGAUUCUCUGUAGUGCCUGAAGAUGAACAAAUAGAGGAGGCACUUCCGAGGAGUAACCUGUACCAUGAUGAGUUUCAGCACCUUAGCGGGCAGCGGCGCCAGUCUGUCUUGGAGUUCAUCACCAGUGCUCGCGGCCAAGAGCGCAGAGAGCAGAUGCAGUCAUCUUUCAGGAAAAAGCUCUCCAUCACACCGCAGUACAGCCUUGCAUCAGACCUGGACAUUUACUCCCGCCGCCUGUCCAAGGACAGUGUUUAUGACAUUAGUGAAGAUGUGGAUGAAGAAGACAUGGAGCAAUGUUUUGCAGAUGAACGUGACAAAAAUGUCUUUGAAACUACCUCAUGGAACACUUACCUACGCUACGUAAACACCAACAGGAACUUAGUCUACGUCCUCAUUUUCAUCUUCAUUGUCUCUGUCAUUGAGGUUGCUGGCUCUGUCCUCGGUAUUUUUCUUAUUACUGAUGAGGUCUGGAGGGACGCCGCCAAUCCUUCAUCGCCCAACUAUAUUGAUGAGCAGCACCCCAAUGCAUCGUCGCCGCCUGGCCAUCUCGGUGUUAUUAUGACACCCACCAGUGCUUAUUACAUCAUCUACAUCUUUGUAGCCCAUGCGGACAGUAUUCUGGCCCUGGGAUUCUUCAGGGGUCUCCCUUUAGUGCAUACAUUACUGACUGUGUCCAAAAGACUGCAUGAACAGAUGCUUAGCUCUGUGCUGCGAGCCCCCAUGUCUGUGCUCAACACGAUAAAAACAGCCAGGAUCGUGAACAGGUUCACCAAGGACAUGGCCAUCAUAGAUGACAUGCUGCCAUUGGUGCUUUUUGACCUCAUACAGGUGUCAUUGAUCGUCGCCGGUGCCAUCUUCACUGUGUCCAUCAUAGAGCCAUACAUCUUCAUUGCUGCUCUCCCAUUGGCUUUUAUCUAUGUUUUCCUCAGGAAGUACUUUCUACGAACUGGACAGCAACUCAAAGUCCUGGAGGCUGAAGCUCGUACCCCGAUCUUCUCCCAUCUCAUCCUCUCACUAAAGGGUUUAUGGACAAUUCGGGCAUUUGAGCGCCAGACCUACUUUGAGACACUUUUCCACAAGGCUUUGAACACUCACACGGCCGCCUGGUUCCACUACCUGUCUGUUCUGCGGUGGUUUCUCUUCCGCUGUGACAUGCUCUUCACCGUGUUCUUUACUGCUGCUGCCUUCAUCGCAACAGGAAGCAACAAAUUCAUCGACCUACCAUCAGAAGAUCCUCGGUUGGGGAAACCUAAAGGAGGUGGCAGAGGCCUUGAUAUCGUCAUUGACAACCCCCAUGCACGUGACUGCUGGCCUAACUGUGGCCAGCUGGACGUCCGGGGCCUCACAGUGAAAUACACAGAGGCUGGGCGUGCCAUCCUCAACAAUAUCUCCUUCUCUGUGGAGGGGGGACAAAGCGUUGGUCUGCUGGGUCGAACAGGUUCAGGGAAGAGCACCCUGCUGUCUGCUCUGCUGCGUCUCACCUCCACAGAAGGAGACAUUUCUAUCGAUGGUGUUUCCUGGAACUCUGUCUCAUUGCAAACAUGGAGGAAGGCCUUCGGUGUGGUGCCACAGAAAGUCUUUAUCCUGACUGGAACUUUCCGGAUGAACCUGGACCCACAUGGAAAUUACAGCGACACAGAACUGUGGAAGGUGGCUGAGGAGGUGGGUCUGAAGUCUGUGAUUGAGCAGUUCCCAGACAAGCUAGACUUUCAGCUGGAGUAUGGAGGCAGCGUGCUGUGCAAUGGACACAAACAGCUGGUUUGUCUUGCCCGUUCCAUCCUCAGUAGAGCCCGUAUCCUGCUGCUGGAUGAGCCAUCUGCCUACCUUGACCCUAUAACACUGAAGGUCCUGAGGAAGACACUGAAACAGGCGUUUUCAGGCUGCACCGUCAUCAUGUCAGAACACAGGGUGGAUCCACUGACGGACUGUCAGUCAUUCCUGAUGAUUGAAGGCAGCUCCAUGAAAACAUACGACUCCAUUCAGAAGCUCAUGAAUGAGAAGAGUCACCUCAAACAGGCCAUGAGCACAGCCGAUCGGCUCCGCCUCUUCCCAACGCUUCACCGCCUUAACUCCAACAAGAGGCCGACGCCACAGACCGCCAAGAUCUCCUCACUGCCAGAGGAAGCAGAAGAUGAAGUCCAUGACACGAGACUCUAACUGGCCAGCUGCAAACACACAUGCGCAUACACACCUGCAGGGACAAACAAACAGCUGUUUGAAGACCAAUGAUUUGGGGUUAAUUUCUGAAGCAAGAUUGACGAGGCCGUAAUGACAGAAUCUGAAUCAGUUUGGACAACUCAGGCAUAUUAUUUUACCCACUCUUAGGAGAAUAGUGAAAUGUGUCUUACAGAAAUUGAAGCCACAUUUUUCAUAGCCAAACAUAGCUGCUGAGAUCCACUUCACUGUCACAAAGUAAAACCAGGAUUAUGAAGCUUUGCACACAUAAAAAAAAAAAAGCUAUGUCCUAAAUUACUUAAACAGUCCAGCUACCUACUAUUUUAUUAACCUUUUACCAAAGGUGUGACUGGAGCCGAUCCCAACAUAGGGCAAAAGGCAGGAUAAGCAAUAAUAAGUAAGUAAAGUUUAUUACAGAGAGCUUUUCACAAAGAAGCAGUCACAAAGUGCUGUAUCACAAAGCAGAGUAAAACCUGCCACUCUGGACAAGUUAUUACUCCAUCACAAGGCUAACACAGAGACAGUGAACCACACGCUCACAUCUAAAACCAGUAAAGCCAUGAGCUAACCUAACACUAAUGUCUUUGGACUGUGGGAAAGAACUGGAAGAUGCUGAGGAACCCAAAGAACAUGCUCAACACAAAAAGAGAAGCCAGCAAGGAGGUGAGGUGAUGUGUUAACCACUGUACCACUGUGUCGCUCCCACCUCAGAAUAGGCAUGUUUAAAAGUUGCCUGAACAUGACUGAGUGUGCACAGUGCAAAAUAUGAAGGAUGAGAGUACAGAUGCAAAACGUCUAAUUGCAGGUGUCUCAAACAUUAGAAUAACACAAAUGCAAG
Pundamilia nyererei is the source of this 4831-nucleotide messenger RNA. It is a transcript of the gene cftr, whose product is annotated as CF transmembrane conductance regulator. Gene Ontology annotation, molecular function: ATP hydrolysis activity; ABC-type transporter activity; chloride channel activity. Gene Ontology annotation, biological process: chloride transmembrane transport; bicarbonate transport. Gene Ontology annotation, cellular component: cytosol; plasma membrane; apical plasma membrane. Lineage: Eukaryota; Metazoa; Chordata; Actinopteri; Cichliformes; Cichlidae. The transcript is spliced from 24 exons. Bases 1 to 3975 code for a protein of 1324 amino acids. The record is from RefSeq and is a predicted model, not a curated record.